Messenger RNA from Necator americanus (New World hookworm), 561 nucleotides. RefSeq lists its product as uncharacterized. Bases 1 to 561 code for a protein of 186 amino acids. The record is from RefSeq and is a predicted model, not a curated record. The transcript has 2 exons. Lineage: Eukaryota; Metazoa; Nematoda; Chromadorea; Rhabditida; Ancylostomatidae.
AUGAUGCAACCCAGCUUCAAGAAGGUGCAAGACGGAGCUCGAGAACAUCCACUUUACUAUCUCCGUCCAAAGUCAAUUCAUGCCAACCACAUUGCCCUUUCAACAACAAAGAGUCGAGUUUUCACAGCAAGCCGUUUUUCUUCAAGCUUCCUUCAACACUUAAUGGCUAUUGUCACAACAGCCAUAGUAGCACUCUCAUCAACUGAUCCAAUUUCAUCGUCCAGCGACAGCUUGUCGGAAUACCAUAUGAUAGAGUGCAGACCAAAAGAUGUCUACAUUAACUCGCUCAACGCUGAAGCUUAUGAACAGCCUGAUGAUACCAAGGCGUUUCUAGAGCCUGAUGAUACGAAGAAGAAGAAAAACUACGGUCAAAUAAAACAGCCUGGAGGUGAAGUUGACGAAGGCUCGACCUGGAUGGUGAAGAGGUGCAAAGUCAACCAGAUGUGCCGAUGCACCAAGGAGAUGAACCUUCGGAAGGCUUGGAGCAUAAAGAGAUGUGAGCAAGCGCAGAAAGAAACGGUAGUGAUGAAAUGCAUUGGCCGAAAUCUCGAGAUCACCUAA